AGUGUCCUCUCCCCCCUACUAGGGAACUGCGUGAUUCUCAAACCUUCAGAGGUGAGCAGCCACACUGAGAGGCUCCUUGCAGAAGCACUGCCUUGUUAUCUCGAUUCGGAAACCUUUGCUGUGGUGCCAGCUGGUCCUGAAGAAACGGGAAAAUUACUGGAAAAUAAGUUUGAUUAUAUCUUCUUUACAGGGAGUAGCCAUGUAGGAAAGAUCAUCAUGAUUGCUGCAGCGAAACAUCUGACACCAUUGACUAUGGAGCUGGGGGGUAAAACUCCCUGUUAUGUGGAUCACUACUGCAAUUUCCAGAAUGCAGCCAACCGAAUUGUAUGGGGAAAAUUCUUUAAUGCUGGACAGACAUGCAUUGCACCAGAUUAUGUGAUCUGCACAGUUGAAACACAGGAGAGGUUGAUGCCUUGCCUGCGCCAAGCUAUCCGCGAAUUCUAUGGCACUGAUCCCAAGAAGUCACCCGAUUUUGGCCGCAUGGUCAAUGACAAGCAUUUCCAGCGCAUCCGAGCUUUGCUGAAAUGUGGCCGGGUGGCCAUCGGUGGAGAGACUGAUGAGCGUGACCGUUAUAUUGCUCCCACAGUGAUGGUGGAUGUGAAGGAAUGGGAGCCAAUCAUGCAAGAGGAGGUUUUUGGGCCCAUCCUGCCCAUUUUCACUGUGAAAGAUUUGGAGGAGGCCAUCCAAUUCAUCAAUUGGAGAGAACGCCCACUAGCUGCCUAUGCCUUCUCCUGUGACAACAAGGUUGUGAACCGUGUACUGGAUAGUGUUAGCAGUGGUGGCUUUUGCGGCAAUGAUACUGGGGUACACGCAACAUUGCUUUCCCUACCAUUUGGUGGCAUUGGACUCAGUGGAUUUGGCAAGUACCAUGGCAAGUUUACUUUCGACACAUUUACUCACUUUCGCGGCUGUCUUUUGCGCUACAUGGGCCUGGAGGCCAUCAACAAAGUGCGCUACCCACCAUACGAUGAUAAAAAAUUGGGAGUAGCGGUCUCUGUUUUGGAAAUCAAGCGCAGGGGCAUGUGCACUUUGCUGUGAGGCCUUGAAUCACAUCACCUGUGUCCUUGAGGAACCUCUACCAGGAAU
This is a messenger RNA of Candoia aspera, 1086 nucleotides long. RefSeq names its product aldehyde dehydrogenase family 3 member B1-like. Gene Ontology annotation, biological process: aldehyde metabolic process. Bases 217 to 1038 code for a protein of 273 amino acids. The record is from RefSeq and is a predicted model, not a curated record. Gene Ontology annotation, cellular component: cytoplasm. NCBI's taxonomy places the organism in Eukaryota, Metazoa, Chordata, Lepidosauria, Squamata, Candoiidae. Gene Ontology annotation, molecular function: 3-chloroallyl aldehyde dehydrogenase activity; aldehyde dehydrogenase (NAD+) activity. The transcript has 6 exons.